Linum tenue is the source of this 599-nucleotide messenger RNA. NCBI's taxonomy places the organism in Eukaryota, Viridiplantae, Streptophyta, Magnoliopsida, Malpighiales, Linaceae. The record is from the annotation of a GenBank genome assembly.
GCAUGUCUAGAAGAAUGGAAGGUACAAAAUUUGUUCAACAUUACUAUGGACAAUGCCACAUCUAAUGAUGCCCUUGUUGAGUGCAUGAGAACAAAGCUGAAAGAGUGGAGAUCAUAUUUGAUGAAUGAGAAGUUCUUACAAUUUCGAUGUGUGGCACACAUAAUAAAUUUGGUUGUUUUUGAUGGGAUGAAGGAAGUUGGACUUGCUGUAGAGAGGGUUCGUGAUUGUGUAAAAUGGGUGAAGUCAUCACGAGCUUGGAUUGAAAAGUUCAAAUAUAAUAUUUCAUUUAUUGAAAUGGAUGGGAGAAGAUUUGUAUCUUUGGAUGUUCCAACUUGGUGGAACUCCACCUAUUUGAUGUUGGAAUCUGCAGAAAGGUUCGAGGUUGUGUUUAACUUCAUGCAUUCAAGUCCAAAUGGUGCUUCUUUUUGAGAUUAUGUGGAUUCAAAGAAGGGUCUACCAAGCAAAGAAGAUUGGUGCAGUAUCAGACGGCUAAUGAAGUACAUGAAGUUCUUUUAUGAUCUAACUCUUCAUGUUUCGGGAACAUCAUAUGUGACUGCACAUACUUUCUUCAAGGGCAUUGUUGACAUUUUGUAAGUGAU